AUGACGACUGUACAACCAGCCCUGAAGAGGUCUGAGUCAGUUGCAGAAACUAUGCCGGAAGCCUUGAGGCAAAGCCGAUACCACAUGAAGAGGUGCUUCGCCAAGUACAUUGAGAAAGGGAAGCGCUUGAUGAAGGUUAACAAUCUGAUGGAUGAAAUGGAGCAAGUGAUAGAUGAUCAUACUGAGAGAAACCAGGUGUUGGAAGGCCUACUAGGAUAUAUCUUGUGUACUACUAAGGAGGCUGCAGUUAUCCCUCCACAUGUUGCUUUUGCCAUUAGGCCAAAUCCUGGAUUUUGGGAGUUCGUUAAAGUGAAUGCAAAUGAUCUUUCUGUUGAUGGCCUCACUGUCACAGAAUAUUUGAAGUUCAAAGAAACAAUAGUCGAUGAGAACUGGGCACGUGAUGAAAAUGCGCUUGAAAUCGAUUUUGGAGCAAUGGAUUUCUCAAUACCUCACCUCACCCUAUCUUCUUCAAUUGGAAAUGGAGUCAGCUAUGUUUCAAAGUUUCUGGCUUCCAAGCUGAGUGGUGGUCCUGGAAGCGCACAACCCCUCGUCGAUUAUUUACUUUCAUUGAACCACCAAGGAGAAAAACUUAUGAUAAAUGAGACCCUCAACACGGCAUCAAAGCUUCAGUCAGCAUUGAUAGUAGCUGAUGCAGCCCUUACAGCCCUACCAAAGGAUACACCAUAUCAGAGCUUUGAGCUGAGAUUCAAAGAAUGGGGAUUUGAGAAGGGUUGGGGUGAUACUGCUGAAAGAGUCAGGGACACGAUGAGAUCAGUGUCCGAGGUUCUUCAGGCCCCAGAUCCUUUGAAUAUGGAGAAGUUCUUUGGAAGGCUUCCAAUAAUAUUCAAUGUUGUAUUAUUUUCUGUCCAUGGCUACUUUGGCCAAUCAGAUGUCCUUGGCUUGCCUGACACUGGUGGACAGGUGGUUUAUGUUUUGGAUCAAGUUGUGGCCCUAGAGGAGGAAUUGCUUCAAAGAAUUAAGCAGCAAGGUCUUAAUGUGAAGCCUCAAAUUCUUGUGGUUACCAGGUUGAUUCCUGAUGCCAAGGGAACCAAAUGCAACCAAGAACUAGAGCCAAUCUACAAUACAAAACACUCACACAUCCUGAGAGUGCCGUUUAUAACAGAAAAUGGGGUUGUUCCUCAGUGGAUUUCUAGAUUUGAUAUUUAUCCCUUCCUGGAGAAAUAUGCUCAGGAUGCUGCCAACAAAAUCAUUGAACUGAUGGAAGGAAAACCUGAUCUAAUAAUUGGGAACUACACUGAUGGGAAUUUGGUGGCAUCGCUCAUGGCCAAUAAACUUGGAACUACACUGGGGACAAUUGCACAUGCAUUGGAAAAGACGAAGUAUGAAGAUUCUGACGUGAAGUGGAAGGAACUAGAUCCCAAAUAUCAUUUCUCAUGCCAAUUCACAGCUGAUUUAAUUGCAAUGAAUACAGCUGAUUUUGUCAUUACAAGCACAUAUCAGGAGAUAGCUGGAAGCAAAGAUAGGCCAGGGCAAUAUGAGAGCCAUGCAGCCUUUACACUGCCAGGGCUUUACAGAGUUGUUUCGGGCAUCAAUGUCUUUGAUCCUAAGUUUAAUAUUGCUUCCCCUGGGGCUGACCAAACAGUUUACUUUCCGCACACUGAGAAACAGAAGAGACUUGCACAAUUUCGUCCCGCCAUUGAAGAACUAUUGUUCAGCAAAGCUGAAAAUGAUGAACACAUUGGCUACCUUGAGGAUAAAAAGAAACCUAUUAUUUUCUCCAUGGCGAGGCUUGAUACAGUCAAGAAUCUAACAGGAUUGACUGAAUGGUACGGAAAGAACAAGAGGCUCAGAAAUUUGGUAAACCUUGUUAUAGUCGGUGCAUUCUUUGAUCCACUGAAAUCCAAAGAUAGAGAAGAAGCAUCCGAAAUACGGAAGAUGCACAUGUUGAUAGAAAAGUAUCAACUAAAGGGUCAGAUGAGAUGGAUAGCAGCUCAGACUGACAGAAACAGGAAUAGUGAGCUCUACAGAACUAUUGCUGAUACAAAGGGCGCAUUUGUUCAACCAGCUUUAUAUGAAGCAUUUGGCCUAACUGUGAUUGAGGCAAUGAACUGUGGAUUGCCAACUUUUGCAACAAAUCAAGGGGGUCCUGCUGAAAUCAUAGUUGAUGGAAUUUCUGGCUUCCAUAUCGAUCCCAACCAUGGAGAUGAAGCAAGCAACAAGCUUGUCGACUUUUUCCAAAAGUGCAAGGAGGAUCCUGAAUACUGGAACAGGAUUUCAUCACAGGGUCUUCAGCGUAUAUAUGAAUGCUACACAUGGAAGAUCUAUGCAAACAAGGUUUUGAAUUUGGGCUGCAUAUAUAGCUUCUGGAGGCAGUUGAAUAUUGAUCAGAAACAGGCGAAGCAAAGAUAUAUUCAGGCCUUCUACAAUCUUCAAUUCAGGAACUUGGCAAAUAAAAUCAAUGUCAGAAUGGAGGAACCUCCAAAACAAGAGACAAAGGAGAAACCUAAGCCAAAAACCACACAAAGGCAUGAUUUCCAGUCAUCUUUUUGUUUCAAAUGUCAAUGA
Oldenlandia corymbosa var. corymbosa is the source of this 2526-nucleotide messenger RNA. The record is from the annotation of a GenBank genome assembly. NCBI's taxonomy places the organism in Eukaryota, Viridiplantae, Streptophyta, Magnoliopsida, Gentianales, Rubiaceae.